UGCGUUCCAAUAGGCUUUGACAGGACCCCUAGCUAAAUCAGGCAGUAGGUGUGCUCAAGCUGUUAUAACUGAGCAUUAAUCUGUUUCAACUUUACUUAAUAAUGCUUGUUUUGUUGAUCAGUCAACAAUAUUAAGGUUGUUUUCGAGGGAUAAUCUGUCAUGGCUACUACUGAGAAUGCAGAGACGUGUUCACCAGAAAACAAAGGAGGCCAUCAUGGGAGUGCUGACCCAGACACAAAGUGCCCAAAGAAAGUCCAGUAUUGCGGCGUGUGCUCCUUGCCAACAGAGUACUGUGAGUACAUGCCUGAGCCAUCCAAAUGCAGGCAGUGGCUGGAGAAGAACUUUCCAGAUGUGUUUGCCAGGAUGAGUGUAGGUCCGGUAGGAAAUGCUUCCAAGCAGGACACUGGCGGUGUAGAGGUGCCCCCUGUUGGUGAGGAGGAUGAAAAGAAGAAGCAGAAGAGAGGUGGCAGAGGACAGAUCAAACAGAAAAAGAAGACUGUCCCUCAGAAAAUAACGAUAGCUAAAAUCCCCCGCGCCAAGAAGAAAUAUGUCACCCGAGUCUGUGGCAUGAACACCUUUGACAUUGACCUUAAAGAGGCUCAGAGAUUCUUUGCUCAGAAGUUUUCCUGCGGAGCCUCGGUGACGGCGGAGGAUGAAAUCAUCAUUCAGGGAGAUUUUACAGAUGACAUCAUUGAUGUCAUUCAGGAAAAGUGGCCUGAGGUGGAUGACGACAGCAUUGAAGAUCUUGGAGAAGUCAAGAAGUGAAGACCCGACGUGCACUUUUACUAAAAAUGGAUGCAACAUGUAACAACAACCUGGCCAAAAUGUACACAUUAACAUUAAAAAGGAGUCGUUUUAUAUCUAUUUUAUUUACUGUAUAGAAACUGUGGACUUGGCCACUCCCUUUUGACAUUUUUCAGUUCUUGAUAGCUGCUGUCUGUCUCUCUGUCGCCAAAGGUCUGGUCUGAUGUGAUUCCUUUCCAAACGCUUUUCACUCAGCAAAAUUUUAGGGUAAUAAAUGUUGCUCAUUCACUUGUU
Molecule: messenger RNA, 1038 nt
Organism: Salvelinus fontinalis (brook trout)
Lineage: Eukaryota; Metazoa; Chordata; Actinopteri; Salmoniformes; Salmonidae
Product: density-regulated protein-like
Exons: 7
Coding region: 160-765 (201 amino acids)
Biological process (GO): formation of translation preinitiation complex; translation reinitiation
Molecular function (GO): mRNA binding; translation initiation factor activity
Source: RefSeq, a predicted model, not a curated record